Ascochyta rabiei is the source of this 537-nucleotide messenger RNA. Its product is annotated as Dihydrodipicolinate synthase. The transcript has 3 exons. Lineage: Eukaryota; Fungi; Ascomycota; Dothideomycetes; Pleosporales; Didymellaceae. The record is from RefSeq and is a predicted model, not a curated record. The coding region runs from base 1 to 537 and encodes 178 amino acids. Gene Ontology annotation, cellular component: endomembrane system; membrane.
AUGGCCGAAGCAACAGUCCAGCCGAUAGCAAAGAUCGAGCCGCCGGCAGCAUAUGCAUCUUCGCCACUAACACCCAUAAAUCUCAUCCUCCUCUCCCUCUUUGUCUUCAUCCUAUACCUCCGCCUCAAGCCUUCGACUCCGCAGACGUUGCCGAGCGCUCCGCCGCCGACCGUCUUCCGCACUUUUACCCCGCCCGAGCUGUUCCCUUACAAUGGCCUCAACAGUAUGCCAGUAUACCUCGCUGUACGUGGCCGUGUGUUUGACGUGACGUCUGGGCGCAACUUCUACGGCCCAGGUGGCCCGUAUGCCAACUUUGCCGGCCGCGAUGCCAGCCGAGGACUGGCGUGCGGUAGCUUUGACGAGAGCAUGCUGACCGAGGACCUUGAUGGUCCACUGGACACGCUUCAAGACUUAGACGAGGAGCAAAGGGAGGCUAUGCGAGGAUGGGAGGAGAGGUUCGAGGAGAAGUACCUUGUCGUUGGCAAGCUGGUCGCCGUGGGCAGCCCAGAGGCUGAGGCUGCCAAGGCGCAACAAUGA